This is a messenger RNA of Necator americanus (New World hookworm), 966 nucleotides long. RefSeq lists its product as uncharacterized. The coding region runs from base 1 to 966 and encodes 321 amino acids. The record is from RefSeq and is a predicted model, not a curated record. The transcript is spliced from 2 exons. Lineage: Eukaryota; Metazoa; Nematoda; Chromadorea; Rhabditida; Ancylostomatidae.
AUGUCUACGCUCCGUGGUUGCAAGGCACGCUUGACCAACGCGAUCAACAAUUUGACGCGGCUGGUCAACUCGGCGAACUCCAAUUACCCAACCGUCUUCCAUUCGGACGCCCACCCGGCAGUACAGCUCCGCACUCUCCAGCGUCGAAUCGAGGACAUGGGAAACGCCAAGAUCUCCAUUGAAAUAGCAUUGGAGACAUUCCAACAGCGCCACGAACAUGCCAUAAGCUUCAUCGAAAACCAACCAAACGCCAUAGAGCUUAUGGACGCUUUUGACAUCUACUGGCGCGAUCACAAAGGUGACGAAAUGGAACCAACCGCCACCGCUACCAUCUUUGCCCUCGACGAUCUUAUCCGCAAGGAAACCGAACUUGCGGAUAUGAUUCGCACCACCAUAAGCGCAUCCACCACACCACAAUAUAACCCUACCAACAACACGGAUGAACCGAUGGACGCUACAUCCAUCAGAAACCCUGCCCUGACAAAACCGUAUAUGUCCGGAGGCUCAUCACCACCAUACACCGUUGCGGAUACCAUGAAUGUUCAACUCAACAAGGUAGAGCUGCCUACCUACGAUGGGGAUUUUUCCACCUAUUACGAUUUCUGGGUCAAAUUCAAAACCGCGGUCCACGACAAUCCAUCCCUAUCCACCGCCGCCAAAUUUAUCCGUCCUAGUAGCAGCCUUAAAGGUAGCGCCGCACUUGUUGUACAGGGGUACGACAUAACCAAUCCCUCCAACUACCACCUUGCCAUUGAAGCCCUACGCAGACGCGUCGUCUGCCGCCGCUUCAUCGCAGAGGGAUACGUUAUGCCAGAUCCAAGAUUGUAUCCUGCAGCUCAACCGCUUCGAGGACACGUCAACAUCGCUAUCGCUCAAGAAGCUCAUUCGCAGCAAAUUCCCACGAGGGACUCAGCUGGAAGUGAACAGGAUGGAACAUCGGUCAGGUACGAUUUGGAAGAUGCAUGA